AUGCUCGUCUUUGUCCCCAUCGUCCUUGCACUCAUCUCUGGCGCCGUCGCAUCUUCGGGGGACCGGUCGCAACAAUUUAAUCGCUGCGUGUCUAAGUGCGACCUCGAAAUAUGUCAAAUACAACGCCCACACCUACCUUUGGCAUUGCGAUUGACGGGCUGGACCUGUCUCGACAAUUGCAAGUAUGACUGCAUGCAUAGUGUAACAUCAAAUGAUGUGGCAAGUGGCCGCGCAGUGCAACAAUACUAUGGAAAAUGGCCGUUCUGGCGCCUUGCAGGCAUACAGGAGCCCGCUUCAGUGCUCUUUUCGAUGUUGAACCUAUGGGCGCACGCGCACGGGCUGUCGAUGAUACGCAAACACGUAUCAGCCGACCACCCGAUGAAGACUUACUAUACGAUCUGGGCAAUGGUCAGCAUCAAUGCAUGGCUAUGGUCGUCAGUCUUCCACACCCGAGAUCUGCCAACCACCGAGAAAUUGGACUAUUUUGGAGCGGCAUUAGCCAUCCUUUUCGCUCUAUACUAUACAGUGAUUCGACACUUUCAUUUGUACCCCUCCACGCGGAGUGGCCUUACUUCGCGGCCGUUUGGCGGCCUCAAACGUACCUCCAUGGCCCAUAAGGCUUGGUCGCUUUUCUGCUGCACCCUCUAUGUUGGCCAUGUCCUCUAUCUGUCCUUGUUACCGCGGUUCGACUACUCGUACAACAUGAUCUUCAACCUCGUCAUCGGCUUAACCCACAAUAUCCUCUGGGCCUUAUAUUCUUUUCCCGCCUCGAUGACUCUACUCAAGAGAUUCCCGAAUGAGCCCAGGAGUUACAGGCCUCCGUUCGCUUCCAGUGCGGCACUAUUUGUGCUCCUUACUACGGCUGCAACCGCGCUUGAGCUGUUCGAUUUCCCUCCGUGGGGUGGGUAUAUCGACGCUCAUUCCUUAUGGCAUCUCUCCACCGCCCCCAUAUCAUUAUUGUGGUACCGCUUCCUCGUCGAGGAUGCUACGGAACCAGGAUGGAGGUUCGCAAGAUCCUAA
Pleurotus ostreatus (oyster mushroom) is the source of this 1020-nucleotide messenger RNA. RefSeq lists its product as uncharacterized. The record is from RefSeq and is a predicted model, not a curated record. Gene Ontology annotation, biological process: GPI anchor biosynthetic process. Bases 1 to 1020 code for a protein of 339 amino acids. Lineage: Eukaryota; Fungi; Basidiomycota; Agaricomycetes; Agaricales; Pleurotaceae. The transcript has 2 exons. Gene Ontology annotation, cellular component: endoplasmic reticulum membrane. Gene Ontology annotation, molecular function: hydrolase activity, acting on ester bonds.